CAAAGGCUUCCUGCCCGCCAUUUCACUUUUGGGUAGCUAGUUAGCAAGCGGCUUCGUUUGUGGUAGUUUUCCUUGUGAACGAUUAUAUCUCUCGUCGUUGAAUUAAAAAGCAAAUAAUAAACAUCAAUAGUUUAAUUUAUAUUAAAACAUUUGUUUAUUAAGACAAUUAGAAACUGAACGUUAACAAGCGACUACAUUUUUAAUUGAAGAACGUAACUAAAUAGAAGCUGCGCCAAAAUGUCGACUGAUGGCGUUGACAAACCAGGCCUGGGCGAAGUGAACGGCAAGCCCACACACCAAAGCAGGAAGGAGCGGCCCCAGAAGCGCGGAGGCGGUCGCUUUGAGCCCUAUGGCAACCCAUCCAAACGAUAUCGUGUGUUUGUCAGCAACAUACCUUUUGAUGUGAAAUGGCAAGCUCUCAAGGACCUGAUGAAAGAAAAAGUGGGUGAGGUAACUUACGUGGAACACUUAACGGACGCGGAAGGCAAAUCGAGGGGUUGUGCGGUUGUUGAGUUUAGGACUGAAGAGCUGAUGAAGGCUGCUGUGGAGAAGGUCAAUAAGCACAACCUCAAUGGGAGGCCUCUUAAAGUGAAAGAGGACCCGGAUGGAGAGUUUGCUCGGCGUGCUGCCCAGCGGGCGCAGGGAGGCGGGGGGCCCCCUGGCGGGAUGGCCAUGGGAAUGGGCAUGGGCCCGGGCCCCGGUGCCCCUCCUCCCCCCAUGGUCAACAUUCCCCCCAGCCUCAUGGACAACCCCAACAUCCCCAGCGAGAUCAUCCACGGCCUUCAAGCUGGCAAGAUUGGGAGCACGGUUUUUGUUGCCAAUCUGGACUACAAGGUUGGCUGGAAGAAGCUGAAGGAGGUGUUCAGCAUGGCUGGUGUUGUACUGCGUGCUGAAUUACUGGAGGACAAGGAUGGAAAAAGCAGGGGAAUGGCCACAGUGACCUUUGACCUGCCCAUUGAAGCUGUGCAAGCAGUCUCUAUGUUCAACGGUCAGCUCCUGUUUAACAGGGUCAUGCAUGUUAAACUGGAUGAAAAAUCUGCACCAAAAGAAGACUUUGGGCCCCCUGAGGGACCUUCUUCUCUCCCCCGUGGUUUAAGUGGCAUUGGGCUCGGACUGGGGCCUGGUGGCCAGCCCAUUGAUAGGCACCAGAUAAACAGAGGUGGCAGUGGUGCUGGAGGAAUGGGCAACAUGGGGCCUGGAGGAAUGGAUGGUAUGGGCUUUGGUGGCAUGGGCAGAAUGGGGGGAGGGAUGGAUAAUUAUCGUGGUGGAAUGAACAACAUGGACCACUUUGGACCCUCAGGAAUGGGCAGGAUGAAUGAUGUGGACCGUGGAAUUGGUGGUGGCUUUGACCGUGAAUUUGGCCGGAAUGACAUGGGCAUGCAACGACGUAGUUUUGGGGACUCAAGUGAAAGGGGAAUAGGUAGCUCAAUGGGCAUGGAUCGAAUGAGCUCCAGCAUGGAUGGCAUGGGCUCCGGUGUAGGCCGCAUGUCAGGAAUGGACCGCAUGGGGAUGGACCGGAUGGACCACAUGUCUGACCUGGACAGGAUGGGUCCUGGCUAUGACCGUAUGGGGUCUGGGCUGGACAGGCUGGGGCCCAGUGUCGACCGCCUGGGAACCAGCCUGGACCGCAUGACCUCCAACGUCGACCGGCUUGGCCAAGCCAGCUUCGACCGCCUGGGCCCAUCCAGUUUGGACCGCAUGAGCGCCGGGAUGGACUUCAUGUCCCCGAUGGGCAUGGACAGGAUGGGCUCGGGCCUGGACCGAAUGGGCUCCAACUUCAACCGCGCCGGGUCCGCUGGCAUCGACCGCUUCCCCAGUGCCGGGAUGGACCGCAUGGGCUCCACCAUGGACCGCAUGGGCCCCUCGAUGGACCGCAUGGGCCCUGCCCGUGUGGGGGGCCAGUUCGACAGGCCUGCUGAGAUGGAGCGUGGAAACUUUGGGAGCCCCUUUGGUGGAGCAGGAGCAGGUGGGCCAGGGGCAGGUGCCAAUCCCAGGAAAGGCUGCCAGAUCUUUGUCAGAAAUCUCCCCUUUGAUUUCACCUGGCAGAUGCUGAAGGAUACCUUCAACUCCUGUGGCAUUGUCCAGUAUGCCGAUGUCAAAAUGGAGAAUGGCAAGUCAAAGGGCUGCGGUGUGGUCCGUUUUGAGAACCCAGAGACCGCCGAGAGGGCCUGCCGGACCAUGAACGGCUACAGGUUGAAUGGGAGAGAGAUCGACGUCAGGAUCGACAGAAAUGCCUAAUCCCCUUCAUGACAGAAAUUCCUGUUGUCUUCCCCAUACCAUCUGUUCCCAUGUUUUUUUAGGCAUUUGAGUUUUGCAAGGAAUAUGUACUUUUUGUUUUUGCUUGCUCGAGUUUUUAGUGACCAAAUCUUAUUUUACUUUUCUUUUUUUUCUUUUUUUAAACCUCAACACUUUGAAUUAAUUUCAUUGCCUUUCCUAUGUAAGGUGUUUUGAUAAUAAAUACCAGUGUAUGAAGUCUUCCGUC
Messenger RNA from Anguilla anguilla (European eel), 2482 nucleotides. It is a transcript of the gene hnrnpm, whose product is annotated as heterogeneous nuclear ribonucleoprotein M. Gene Ontology annotation, biological process: regulation of mRNA stability involved in response to oxidative stress; alternative mRNA splicing, via spliceosome. Gene Ontology annotation, cellular component: post-mRNA release spliceosomal complex; cytoplasm; nucleus. NCBI's taxonomy places the organism in Eukaryota, Metazoa, Chordata, Actinopteri, Anguilliformes, Anguillidae. Gene Ontology annotation, molecular function: mRNA binding. The transcript has 16 exons. The record is from RefSeq and is a predicted model, not a curated record. The coding region runs from base 238 to 2238 and encodes 666 amino acids.